This is a messenger RNA of Acaulospora morrowiae, 1425 nucleotides long. The record is from the annotation of a GenBank genome assembly. NCBI's taxonomy places the organism in Eukaryota, Fungi, Glomeromycota, Glomeromycetes, Diversisporales, Acaulosporaceae.
AUGUCUUCGCCAAACGACAAUGUAACCGCUAUAUCCACUGAGGAGAAUGGAGAAGCAAAAGCAAUGGAAGUUGUAUACAUUCCAGAACAAGAAGCUAAAGAGGAGGUAGAUGAAUUUCGGGAUAAUUCAAAUGUCCCAUAUCUUAGCUACUUCAAAAUAUUUUUGUUAUUCUUGGAUUUUGGAUUUCAUGCUUGGGGAGGCCCUGUAGCUCAAAUAUCAUUGAUUAAGGAACGUUUAGUGAUAAGAGAUAAAUGGAUUACAAUAGCUAGAUUCAAUCGCGUUUAUGGUGUUUAUCAAAUUUUACCUGGUCCUGAGGCAACAGAGUUGUGCAUGUUUUUUGGUUGUCUCGCCGGAGGACGGAUUGGUGGGUUUCUUGCUGGGUUAGCAUUUUUAAUACCAGGGUUUUCGUUAAUUUUACUGUUCAGUUAUAUCUAUGUAAUAAUUGGUUUCAAAAAUGAAUAUUUCAAUGCGUCAUUCCGAGCAUUACAACCAGUAGUUGCUGCCCUUGUACUAAGAGCCGUUCAUAAGAUUGCUGAACAUUCUUUUAUUUCUAGUAAAUCAAAGAAAUUUAAUUAUUGGUUAUUUUCCAUGGCGAUAUUGGCAUCAAUACAAAGUGCUCUAAACAUCAACUUCUUUCUAACUUUGGGUGUUUGUGGGAUUGCAUUCAUGUUUUUAGACAGGAAGAAUUAUUGGAUUGGAAUUUCAAUAUUUUUGUUGGAAUUCCUUGGCAUUGGCCUGUACAUUGGUUUCAAAGGAGUUCCUUCAGCUAGUUCUUUAGGUGUCGGUGUUGCUAAAAAAGAUGCACUUGAUCCCGGUCAUGUGUUUGGUUUGGGAUUGUUGGCCGGAAGUUUGUCAUUCGGUGGGGCUUACACCACGAUACCAUUCCUCAAGGCCGAAGCAGUGACAAUAGGCCAAUGGAUGACAGCUACGACAUUUUUAGAUGCUAUCGCCAUUGGAAACAUUUUACCUGCACCCUUGGUAACAUUCUCAACAUUUAUCGGCUUCCAAGCUGGUUACAUUUGGGGAGGAAACAAUAUAGGAUAUGGUUUCCUUGGUGCUACCCUUAUUACUUUGGGUAUCUUUACCCCUUGUUUUAUAUUCACAAUUAUGGGCCAUGAAAUGUUAGAGCGAUUGGUUCGCAACAAGUUUCUGGCGGCAUUUUUUGAUGGUAUUACUGGUUCCGUGAUUGGUAUAAUCGCCAUUACUGCGAUGGAUUUGCUCAAGUCCUCACUAACGACCUCGACUGCUCUUGCAAAUAUCGAGGACGCUAACAGACGAGACAUUAUUGCCGCACAACAAGGCAGCAUUGCUGCAGUCUUAUACGUCUUAACAUUGGCAAUUUUGUACUCUUUUAAGGUUCCCAUUCUUCCUUUACUGUUGGUAAUAUUUGGAGCCAUUGCCGGGCAAUUUUUGUUUGUUACAUAA